Molecule: messenger RNA, 771 nt
Organism: Glycine soja
Lineage: Eukaryota; Viridiplantae; Streptophyta; Magnoliopsida; Fabales; Fabaceae
Product: protein BIC2-like
Exons: 1
Coding region: 124-549 (141 amino acids)
Biological process (GO): blue light signaling pathway
Source: RefSeq, a predicted model, not a curated record
UAAAUCACCCACUCAAUGCUAUUGCUCACUAUAUCAUGAUCUCCUUUCCCUUUGUUUUGGUUAUUGCAUUAAGCCUGCUUAGCUCAAUUCUCCAUAGCUACAACAACAACAAGCUCCUUGUCAAUGGAAGGAAACAAUUUGCCCCACAACAUGCCAACAUGGAGUUCAAGAAAACUCGUCACUUCCCAAAGCCCUGCUUCAUUUUCCCUUGAACCAAAUGAGAAGCAGAAGCUCAAGAAUAACACUCAAGAAUGCAAGUCGCCAAAUACUAAUGAUAAGGCCAAGGACCCAGAAGAAGGGCAUAGUGAGAAUAUUGGUAAGGUUGAUGGUGUAGAGGAAAUUACGGGGCGUGAGAGGCUGAAGAGGCUCCGGGAAGAGGUGACCAUGGACAAGGUUAACAUUCCAGAAAAUUGGGGUCAGGAGCCAAAGUUGAAGGACUGGAUGGACUAUACUAUGUUUGAUGCAUUCUUUCCUCAUACUUUGAUUGUGACUGCUCGUGAUGCUCUUAUUGCUAAUGCUCGUGAAGCAAAGUCACCAAGGUUAUAUUAAGGAUCUAGAGUGUAGUUGCGAAUAUAUAUUUCUUUUUGACUCUAUAUAUAUAGUUAGUAGUAGUGUUGCUGUCUUAAUAUUCCCAGGUUGUGGCAGGAAUAAUGUUCUUAAUAUUUCCCAUGCUUGGAUCUGAUUCGGAUCUUCUUUCUUGAUUUGGUUAGUAAAACAAUCUAUAUGUACACUUGCUAAUUAUAAUUUUAUAAUAUGAUUUUUUUAUGCACC